CGCCGCAGCAGGUAAUCAAGACACUGAGAGACGCCUAGAGUGUGUGCUACAGAUCAUUUUACGCCAUCUCACCUUGUAUCAUUAGUGGUAGCAGCUAAAUCCCCGGUGACCUCACCAAUGCCAAAACAUGAUGCGUUCAAGGACGUCACUGCGGGAUGACCCGUGGUUCGGUGUUGACUCCCGCUGGAGCUGGGUGACGGCGGGCUUCCUUAGCUGGCUGCUGUCCGCGGCCACAGUUUCUCAACAAGCCCUGGCUGUUUUCUUCUACGGCAUCGUGCACAGCUACGGCGCCAGCAGGGGAGAGGCGUCGUGGCCACUCAUACUGUGCGGCAGCUGCACCUGCUUGGGCGGGCCACUUAUGGGAUACCUCUGUCGCCGUGCUUCCUGUCAAGUAGUAUUAUUAGUCUGCACAGUGGCAGCCGGCAUCGCACUCUGCAUCUGCUCCUUGGCUGACAGCAUUCUUAUACUUACAUUCUUCUUUGGCAUUGUACUUGGUGUAUCACAGGCGGGCAUCCACGUUGCAGUCAACGUCCUAGCUUCGCAGCAUUUCGACAAGAGGCGCGCAACCGCCUGCAGCGUCAUCUUUUUCUUCGCUGGCCUCAACAUGCUGUUUGUGCCGACGCUUGCAGAGUUCUUCCGUGUCACCUACGGCAUUCGCGGCACUUUUCUGCUUUUGGCUGGCAUGACCUUGAACGCGUGUCCAGCAGUUAUCGUCACCCGAAGCCCAGAAUGGAUGACGCGCGAGCUUAGCUCCUCCACAGUUCUACACGUCGGAGCUUUGGAAAAGCCAGCAGUUACGGCAGAAGAGCAACUACUGCCUUCUUUCCAAUCGAGAACACAAAGCACUGUCGAAACAGGCGAAUCAUCUACUCCAAACGUGAAAAAUCUAGGUGGCAAUGAAAUUCCGGUAUUCUUCAGAAACAGCAUCGUAACUAAAACCGUUCGCCUGAUAGCGCCAUGCCGCAAACCCGUAGGACUGAAUCAAGAAAGGCGACGCGGCUUCGCCACAGAAUUCAAACAAUUCUGGACCCUGGCCUUCGCUGUCAACGCCUUGUCGUUCGCCGUUAUAAUGUUUGGGGUGGCAUCAUUCCUUCUGCUUUCAGUGGACAUUGCGACUGAUAAGGGUGUCGCUCCAUAUCAAGCAGUCUUUCUGCUCAACGCCUUUGCCGUUGGCGAUAUUGUGUUUAGGCCGCUCAGUGGCCUCGUUAUCGACUCAGGACUUCUAUCAUUGGAAGGUGUAAUGCUUUUAGGAUUCUUCCUUCAGUGCAUCGCCUAUGAGCUCUUGGUGUGGCUAAGGACAUUCGUGUCACUGCUGGCCUGUUCUGUGCUUGCUGGCGUCAGCAAUGGAUUAAGGGCUUCGUUGCAAGCCCCGUGUCUGGUAAACGACUUCGGAGUCGACUCACUGCCACUGCUGAUGGGUGGAGUCAUAUUCUGCAAUGGCGUCAUUCUUCUGACAAGACCACUUCUCGUUGGAUACUGUCGAGAUCACCACGGAUCCUACGACUUGCUACUUCAUAUGAUAGCUGGCGCGAGCAUUGUCCUCUGCUGCGUGUGGGCUGCUAAGUAUUAUGCACGCAGGAGAAAGCAUAGAUAGCCGCAAGUGAAAAUUAUUUAUUUCAUAUUUGCGUAAAGUAAUCUCCAGAGAACAAAGCAUUUGAGCAUGUCCAUGCCGAGCCAAUUUCAUGUUCAAGGAUAGUGGCGAUUUUCUAAGGUCACAGAAAGCAAAUCUGUGAGCACGCCGAGUUGCAAAAUACAACAGAAAAUUUCAGUUUGGCGUAUUUUAGGACGUCGUGUCGUUAUUGAUCGGUAUUUUUUUAAAUAGUCCACAGAGAGCUCUUUAGGACUAUGUAAAUUUGUUAGUGCAAGAAUUAAAAAGUGAAACAAUAAAAAUUUCUUAC
Dermacentor albipictus is the source of this 1898-nucleotide messenger RNA. RefSeq names its product monocarboxylate transporter 12-like. Gene Ontology annotation, biological process: transmembrane transport. The record is from RefSeq and is a predicted model, not a curated record. NCBI's taxonomy places the organism in Eukaryota, Metazoa, Arthropoda, Arachnida, Ixodida, Ixodidae. Gene Ontology annotation, molecular function: transmembrane transporter activity.